AUGAGCCCAGCCAGAUUAAAAGGUCAGCUAGCGUCGGCUCCAAGCUCCCCUAGCUCACCCAGCUCGCCUUCUUUGAGCUCGGAUGACCUUGAUGAUUCCACUCGGCAAAGUGUCUCGGUAAAGCUUCGGGAGACCGACAAUGCUGGACAAUACCUGCUCACCGCAGAGGACGCUGAGCUUUUACGGGAGAUCCUUAAACACAACCUUUACUUGGAAAAAGCAGAAUCGUCUCAGAAACCGCGCUUCAGGUUCCGAGACUUGGAAUUUACAAGGCAACUCAGUACAUUUGACCGCCAGAAUUUGACCUUCAGUUCGUCUGAGUUUCAUGGCUUCUUUGUGCUCUUCUGGAUGGGGGUGGCCUUGAUGCUGCUCAAGGUCAUGGCCAAUAACUGGAAGAUAUAUGGCACUAUUUGGGGUCAGAACGAGAUCAUUCACCUCAUGUUCUCUAAAGAUAUUAUGGUUCUCGGACUGACUGACUUGGUCUUGUCUUGGUCUACGAUAUUCUGCCUGCUUGUUCAACGAGCGGUAUUCAAAGGGUACAUGCGCUGGAGUGGCCCCGGUUGGCUGGUUCAAAAUAUCUGGCAAACGAUAUAUCUGGCUACCAUCACAUGGUGGACAUAUCAUCGUGAUUGGCCCUGGACACACACUGUCUUUAUAGUGCUGCAUUGCUUGACCAUGCUGAUGAAACAGCAUAGCUAUGCAGCCUACAAUGGGUACUUGUCGGAGCUGUACUUCAAACGAGAGCUGGUUAAGUUGAAGAACCUAAGCAGACACAACAGCUGGUCAAAACAAGGACAUACCUCUGCGGUUGACACAGAUGUUGAUGCCGAAAUCAUUGAGCUCAGAAGAAAGGAAUUCCGGCGACGAUCCUCCAAUCUCAAUAAUAAUUCCCGUGCCCGCGAAACGGACCAGCUCAUCUCUCUUGUCGAAACCAUUGAACACGGGGUAUUUCUUCAACCGGAGCAGGUGCAAUCCCUGAACGAGCUACUAGAGAGAGAAUUUGAAAUCUUAUCCGAAGGACUUCAGGGCAGGUGUUCGUUGACCUCGAAUCACUAUCCGCGGAAUCUGACCUUGAAAAACUUCUGCGACUUUAUCACAUUACCCACCUUGGUAUAUGAGCUAGAGUACCCACGCACAGACAAGAUCGACUGGAUUUAUGUGGCAGAGAAGACCGCGGCCACAUUUGGUAUCAUUGUGGUAAUGAUAGCAGUAUCUCAGUCAUGGAUAUAUCCGGUGGUGAUGUACACUAUGCAGAUGAAAGAAGAAGGGUUGACUGCGCAGCAGAGGCUGCAGGAAUUCCCCUGGGUGCUGAGUGACUUGCUCUUCCCUUUCAUGAUGGAGUAUCUGCUGGCAUUUUAUGUGAUUUGGGAGUGUGUACUUAAUGCUUUAGCCGAGAUUACCAUGUUUGCAGAUCGGGGUUUCUAUGCGGACUGGUGGAAUUCAGUCUCUUGGGAUCAAUUUGCUCGAGAUUGGAACCGCCCUGUGCAUAAUUUCUUGCUCCGGCAUGUAUACCACAGCUCCAUCAGCGCUUAUCGUCUAUCACGGGUAUCAGCGAGCCUGAUGACUUUUUUCCUGUCUGCAUGUGUGCAUGAGCUGAUCAUGCUGUGCAUAUUCCGGCGCCUUCGGGGGUAUUUGCUUAUCCUCCAAAUGUCGCAACUGCCACUCGUUUCACUCAGUCGGACUCGUAUGAUGCGAGGCCGACGAUUGAUUGGGAACAUCUUUUUCUGGCUUGGAAUCUUUACAGGACCGAGUGUCAAGCAUGAAGGCGACGCCAAGGGCGAUUACCAACAGAUCGGCGACGUUGAGGCUUAUAUCUCACGUCCCGCAGAUCAGUCCACCGAGCGUGCUAUUCUGCUUCUGACUGAUGUGAUCGGCCAUCGCUUCAUCAACGCCCAGCUGAUUGCGGAUCAACUGGCGGCCAAUGGCUACUUUGUCGUUAUGCCGGAUCUGUUUCAUGGCGACCCAGUACUGUUAAACCGUCCCGCUGGGUUUGAUCUGAUGGCUUGGCUGAAGGGCCCCCCCGGUCACCUACCUGACCGCGUGGAACCCGUGGUACAGGCGGUUUUGAAGGAAAUGAAGUCCAACAUGGGCUGUCAGCGAGUCGGCGCUAUCGGAUAUUGCUUUGGGGCAAAGUAUGCUGUCCGGCUGCUCCAGCCGGGUCUUUGUGAUGUUGCCUACGUGGCUCACCCCAGUUUCGUCGAGGCGGAUGAGCUUCGAGCUAUCAAAGGCCCACUUUCCAUUGCUGCUGCUGAGACCGAUUCAAUCUUCCCGGCCCCCAAACGCCAUGAGUCCGAGGAAAUCCUCGUCAAAAGUGGUCAGCCGUAUCAAAUUAACCUAUUCAGCGGCGUCGAGCAUGGUUUCGCUGUCCGCGCUGACAUUACCAAGCCAACCAUUCGCUUUGCUAAGGAGGCUGCUUUCGCGCAAGCUACUGCUUGGUUUAACCAAUAUCUGUAG
This is a messenger RNA of Penicillium nucicola, 2454 nucleotides long. RefSeq lists its product as uncharacterized. The transcript has 9 exons. Bases 1 to 2454 code for a protein of 817 amino acids. Gene Ontology annotation, molecular function: hydrolase activity; ergosterol O-acyltransferase activity. Gene Ontology annotation, biological process: ergosterol metabolic process. Lineage: Eukaryota; Fungi; Ascomycota; Eurotiomycetes; Eurotiales; Aspergillaceae. Gene Ontology annotation, cellular component: endoplasmic reticulum membrane. The record is from RefSeq and is a predicted model, not a curated record.